Messenger RNA from Ahaetulla prasina, 1690 nucleotides. It is a transcript of the gene NPPC, whose product is annotated as natriuretic peptide C. Gene Ontology annotation, cellular component: extracellular region. Gene Ontology annotation, biological process: cGMP biosynthetic process; receptor guanylyl cyclase signaling pathway. Gene Ontology annotation, molecular function: hormone receptor binding; hormone activity. The transcript is spliced from 3 exons. The coding region runs from base 134 to 832 and encodes 232 amino acids. NCBI's taxonomy places the organism in Eukaryota, Metazoa, Chordata, Lepidosauria, Squamata, Colubridae. The record is from RefSeq and is a predicted model, not a curated record.
AGGGAGGGAGGCUGGGCGGGCGAGCGAAGCAUCGAUCGCUGGAUGGCGAGGGCUCCCUCCCUCCCUCCCGGCCGGGGCGGGGGCUGCCGUCGGGGCGUCACCUGCAGGUCGCCUAUAUAAGGCGCGGGAGGCGAUGCCGGCGCUAAGAGCGGAGCCGGCCAGGCAAGCGAACGCGGCUCAAUCAGACGCUCCGGAGGCACCAGCGCUCGGCUCGGCUCGGCUCAGCGGUCCGCGCCGUCGAAGCUUCUCUCUCUCUCUUUCUCUUUCUCUCUUUCUCAUUCGCUUUCUCUUUCUCGCCCAGCCGGUUCUUGGUUUGCGCCGCCCAGGGAUGUUGUGCUCCCGUCUGGCGGCCAGCGGGCUGCUGCUGUUGCUACUGGCCCUGCUGCCUCUCGCCCUCGACGGGAAGCCGGCGCCACCGCCGCCGCUGCUGCACAAGGCUCCGGCGGGCGGCACGACGGCGCUGCGGGGGGAGCUGACGGAGCAGCCGGAGGGGUCGUCGGGGCCCGCGGUUGGCGGCGGCGGAGGAGGAGGAGGAGGCGGCGGGCGCAGCGGCUCCAAAGCGGCCAACGCAGCCCCGGUGCCACCGAAGAGCAAAGGCGGAGCGGCGGCGGCGGCGGCUGCCUCGCGGCUGAUGCGGGAUUUGCGCCCCGACAGCAAGCAGUCGCGGGCCGCCUGGGGCCGGAUGGUGCACCCCGAGCACCACGCAGCAGGAGGAGGCGGAGGAGGCGGCGGCUCGCGUCGUCUGAAGGGGCUGCCCAAGAAAGGGCUGGGCAAGGGCUGCUUCGGCCUCAAGAUCGACCGCAUCGGCUCCUACAGCGGCCUGGGCUGCUGAGCCGUCGAGGCCGGCCCGAAGGCGACACCUGGCGGCGGUCUUUGAAGGGACACACCCCACCCCAUCCGCGGACAUUUCUGGACAUCCCCUGCAGUCACCCAGGGCCCCACUGGCGGGACCCGAAGGGCCACACAGCCUGUUUCCGGUUGGUACGAGGACCUGACGCCAAAACAACUAUUUUAAGUGGGAGGGAUCCGGGUAGGGUUGGAUUGAGUUUUGCACCCCCAAAUCAUCUUAUCUUACCCAAUAUAUACAUAGACGCCAUUUAUAUAGACACCAACACACCCACACAAAAACACAACCAACACACCCGCACAACUUCUUCCCCCAUGACAAAGGACCGUUUCUUGGAGACUGAGAAAAACCAGCUGUGUUAUGCCCUCCCGAUCGCUGUUUGUACAUUCGUGUCACGCAUAAAUGUAUUUAAGUUGUAAAAGCUAUUUAUAUAUUGUUUAUAAAGAGAUAUUUAUAAGAAAACAAAAUUUUAUUUAUGUAAACGAAAUGAAAAGGGGCCGAGCAUUGUAACUUCUUCUUUUUAUUUCCCCUCUCAUCCUGAAUAGCUGGAAGAAAACAAAACAACACAAAAAAAAACCCCCCACAAAAUUCUUCAUGUAUGAUGGGUAACCUUGUCUUUGUUUGGAAUCCGAUGCAAAUCUUUCUUUUUCUGAAAUUGAAAUUGUGGGUUUUGGGACAAAGGCUUUAGAUAACCGCGGAUAAGAGUAAAUGAAUUUGUAAAAAAAAAAAAAGAUGAAGAUGCACGCUAUGGUUUAAAAGGACCCGCUGUUCCGCUUGUCGUUUUUAACAAAAAUUACAACCAGUUUUCAAAAAGUCCCGCACAAAUAAAAUCACUAGACUGGA